AUGUCUACGUGGGGUGAACAUUUCCGUGUCACCACCUAUGGCGAGUCUCACUGCCGUUCUGUCGGCUGUAUCGUCGAUGGAUGCCCUCCUGGUAUGCAGCUUACUGAGGCUGAUAUUCAACCUCAAAUGACCCGCCGCCGUCCUGGCCAAAGUGCCCUGACUACCCCGCGGGACGAGAAAGACCGAGUUGAGAUCCAGUCAGGCACAGAAUUUGGUGUGACUCUGGGUACACCAAUUGGCAUGAUGGUCCGCAAUGAGGACCAGCGUCCUAAGGACUACGGCGGCAGCACAAUGGACCUGUUCCCCCGCCCCAGUCAUGCUGAUUUCACCUACCUCGAGAAGUACGGUGUCAAGGCCAGCAGCGGUGGUGGUCGCAGCAGUGCCCGCGAAACCAUUGGUCGUGUCGCCGCUGGCGCCAUCGCUGAGAAAUACCUCCGCCUCUCUCACGGCGUUGAAAUCGUCGCCUUCGUCUCCUCUGUCGGAAACGAGCACCUCUUCCCCCCAACCCCCGAACACCCCUCUGCCUCCACGAACCCGGAGUUCCUCAAAAUGAUCGACACCAUCAGUCGCGAGACCGUAGACUCCUUCGUGCCCACCCGCUGCCCUGACGCCGCCGCCGCAGACCGCAUGACCAAAGUCAUCGAGAAAUACCGCGACAACCACGACAGCAUCGGCGGAACCGUAACAUGUGUGAUCCGCAACGUUCCCGUCGGCCUGGGCGAGCCCUGCUUCGACAAGCUGGAAGCGAAGCUCGCUCACGCGAUGCUCAGCAUCCCUGCCACCAAGGGCUUCGAGAUCGGUUCUGGAUUCGGCGGCUGCGAGGUUCCUGGCUCCGUGCACAACGACCCCUUCGUUGCGUCGGACAACGGCCGCCUCAUCACUAAGACUAACAACUCAGGCGGUAUCCAGGGUGGUAUUUCGAACGGUGCUUCGAUCUACUUCCGUGUUGCGUUCAAGCCUGCUGCUACCAUUGGCCAGGCUCAGACUACCGCUGCUUACGAUCUUCAGGAGGGUACGCUUGAGGCCAAGGGUCGUCACGAUCCUUGCGUUACUCCCCGUGCUGUGCCUAUUGUCGAGGCUAUGUCUUCUCUUGUUAUUAUUGAUGCGCUCAUGGCUCAGUCCGCCCGUGAGAGCGCGAAGAAUUUGCUUCCUCCUCUCCCGCAGACUAUCCCUACUAGACCUGCUACCAACGGUGCGUCGGCUUAG
Molecule: messenger RNA, 1206 nt
Organism: Penicillium soppii
Lineage: Eukaryota; Fungi; Ascomycota; Eurotiomycetes; Eurotiales; Aspergillaceae
Product: bifunctional chorismate synthase/riboflavin reductase [NAD(P)H] ARO2
Exons: 3
Coding region: 1-1206 (401 amino acids)
Biological process (GO): chorismate biosynthetic process; aromatic amino acid biosynthetic process
Cellular component (GO): cytosol
Molecular function (GO): chorismate synthase activity; FMN binding
Source: RefSeq, a predicted model, not a curated record